CCGGAGACGCCAAAGACCGAUGCUUUGGGGUCAAGCCAGAGAGGAACCGUCCCCUCGUAGAAACGUUUUCCGGGAAAAUCCAAUUUUCCAUUUUCAAGAUCGUCAACGAAAGAGCACAACGGGAUUGAUUUCGUCCUCCUGCUCCGACCAACAUCCGAUCCUUCCUUGCAGGCUUGCACCCGUCAAUCCUCUUCCCUUAUCCCCCACCUUCUCUGCCUCUAACCCGCCGUACCCAUCUUGACAGUUCUCCUCCUGCCAAGAAUGAGCAGGGCAAUCGCAUUUCAUCACCUGUUCUUGUAGCUAAACGGCCCUCCAACCAUCGUCCAACCAUUGAUUUACUUGCCCUGUUGCCGAAAUCUGAUCCCUCUGGUAGAAUUCCCAUGGCGGCUUUGAGGCGCGUGGUCCGGUCGGGGUUCAGUAAUUCCGGGUUCUGCUUGACAAAGCAUCGAGCAUUUAACGUUCAUUCCGGCUCCGGUGCGAAUCCGCAGAUGGGUAGGUUCAAUUACAGGCAGAUUUCUCAGCUCGUUAAGUCCAAUGGGAAGCGCGCGUUCCUCGUCGAUACCUUGGCGCUGGUGAGAAGAUUAGAAGCCCAAGGUGUGCCGUCGAAGCAGGCAGAGGCGAUUACCUCUGCGAUUACAGAAGUAUUGAACGACAGCUUGGAAAACGUGGCUCAUUCUUUUGUUUCGAAAGCCGAAAUGCAGAAGACGGAAAUGAUUCAAGAAUCAAAUCUCUCAAAAUUCAAGUCUGAAGUACAAAGUUCUCAGGAGCAUCACUUCUCUCUGCUGCAACGUGAGACUGAGAAACUUCGAGGUGACAUUGAGAAAAUGCGUAGUGAAUUGAGAUACGAGAUCGAUAAAGUGACUGCUGGCCAGCGAUUGGAUUUAAAUCUCGAAAGAGGGCGUAUUCGUGAUGAACUGUCCAACCAGAAUGCUGAAACCACCAAUCUCACUAACAAGCUUGACCGGGAAAUUCAUGCCUUGAGAGCCCAACUGGAAGCGGCAAAGUACGACGUGAUCAAAUACUGCAUAGGUACCCUGGUGUCCAUAUCUGCUGUUGGACUAGCUGUUGUUCGCAUCUUGAUGUAGGAUGAAGGUCUAUUUGAUCCCCCCAAGAAACCCGAAAUGUCAUUUUUUUAGAGGCAAUUGGGUGCCCCGAGAGUUUGAAGCAUUGAUGUAAGAUUCUUUUGGUAUGUACAGAAACAUCACUGUAAGAUUGAUCAAUUUGGCUUAGAGAGGGAUCGACAAAUUGUAGUAUUUCGUAGUUGCUGUCAUUGUUUGUUUCACAAAAACUGAUCAAACAGAAAAAAAGAAAAAGAAAAGAGGAAAAAGAAAAUGGAAAACAUUUUCCAGAA
Molecule: messenger RNA, 1351 nt
Organism: Punica granatum (pomegranate)
Lineage: Eukaryota; Viridiplantae; Streptophyta; Magnoliopsida; Myrtales; Lythraceae
Source: RefSeq, a predicted model, not a curated record